This is a messenger RNA of Caenorhabditis sp. 36 PRJEB53466, 1080 nucleotides long. The record is from the annotation of a GenBank genome assembly. NCBI's taxonomy places the organism in Eukaryota, Metazoa, Nematoda, Chromadorea, Rhabditida, Rhabditidae.
AUGACGGUCAACUUCGAGGUCCAGGUACUCGCUCUCUCUCGAUCUCUUUCCCAUUCUCCCCAGUGUAAUAGUACUAAAUCCGCAGACGAAUGCCGACGACUUGCCGCCAAUCCAGAACAUUCCGACCGAAGUGGUCCGCGAGUUGAACGGCGAGAAGCUGCUCGAUCGGACCACUUUCUUCACCGAGUUCUCCACGAAUGCCUACCUCGAGGACUUCUACACCAAAGUCGACGAUCCGGCGAUGCAAAUGGUGCUCACUUUCCUGCCGAGCAUCGUGGCACGCAUCGGAAAAGUCGAAAAGAUGCUCGAUUUUGGCGCCGGACCGACGAUCCACGUGGCAGCAUGCUUCCGUGAGACUGCGAACGAGGUAAGACGAGCAUCCGAGAGAUCUCUUGAGACGGAUGGAUAUUGGGUUACAAGCAGGAAGCGAGAGAGUCACAUGUUCCAGAUCCACCUGGCCGACUACCUGCCGCAGAACCGCGACGAGUUGAAAAGAUGGGUCAACAACGAGAGCAAGUUCGACUGGAGAGUUCCGUUGCGAAUGAUUCUGACGCGCGAAGGAAAGAGCUGGGACAAGCUGCCGGCGGUGGAGCCCGAGACCAGAGAAAAGGUAGUGCACAACAACAGCAACAAAAAGUAUCUGUGUACACUCUCUUCUUCUAGGUUAUGGACAUUUACCACUGCGACGUCUUUCAAAACCCGUCUGUUGACUGCCCCAAGACUUUGUUCGGCAACUUUGAUGUAAAUAAUCGAGGCCAGGAUUACUGUACUUACCCAGAAUUUCAGGCGGUCGUAACCAUAUUCUGCGUGGAGUACUGUAGCAACACGCUCGCCGAAUACUACGCGGCCAUCAAGAACAUCGCGGGAGCCGUGAAGAGUGGCGGGUAUCUGAUCUACGGAGGAAUCUUCGAAGAGACCUGGUGCAGCUUCGGCGGUCGCAAGUUCACGUGCCUUUAUAUCACCAAAGAGGUCAUGCUGGACGCGUUGGCCAAAGCCGGACUGUUCGUGGAGGAAGAACGCAGCUGUGUGCUCUUCGAGGUCAACGGAAUGUUCCUCGUUUGCGCCAAGAAGAAGUUCUGA